CAUCAACACACCAGCCUCUUCUUGGCAAGGUACCGGUACAUCGAUCAACCGAAAUUCCUGAUCGUGCCUUGGUCCUGAGAGUGAGCAUGCGUAGGACGAGUUUCGAAAGGUACUUAACCCGACGCCGGUGCGCGUCGGAGGGAGAUCGAGCUGCCCGUUAAUGUCCGCAUGAUGGUAUUUGUACGCUUUGUACUGGGUCUUCUCACCGCUUGUGCAGUCUUUGCGCUCCCGGAGAAUCGGACCGAUCCAUCAUUCGAUGCUGUGGUCGACAAAGGCACCUUUCAGAACCCCUCCAAGAACGUGCGCCCGAAGUUCCGGUAUUGGAUCCCAGAUGCCUCUGUCGACACAGAGGUAGUCGCGCGAGAUGUCCAGAGCGCUGCAGAGAUCGGCUGCGGCGGGCUUGAGCUGCUUGGUUACUACCUCUAUGGCGGGCCUCCUACAAACGGUGCAGGUCGCGGCGGUUAUGCACCCGCGGACUGGGCGCAAUACGGAUUUGGAACUCCAGCGUGGCAUAAGGUAUUCAGAGCGUUCGUUGAUGCUCAUCGCGAGAAUGACCUGAUCAUGGACUUUGCGAUGGGUCCGAACCAGGGUACGGGUGUACCAGCUCCCAUCGAAGAGGACGGUCUGAUGUGGGACAUCUCGGCGUACAACGUCACAGUCCCGAUUGGAGGCACUUUCGAUGGUGUGCUUCCAGGAUGGGGGCUGGGGAAGCUGCAAGGUGCAGUCUCAGCCACUAUUUUAGGCUCUCAAAAUAUCACUUCAAACGAUCCAUCAGGUGGCCUGCCAGGAGAUCAGCAUCUAAACCGAACGCAGAUCACUCUGUCAACAGCGAGCCUAACCGAUGUCACCGAGCAGGUGGAUGGGUCAGGCCAUCUUAAGCUCGAUUUCUCGUCAUCAAAUACCACGAUCGCGGGGAGCGAAGGCCACAUAAUAUUCGCGAUCUACUUAUACAAGUCGUUGUACCGUGCACAACAAGGUCCUCUAGAGAUUGGCGGCCCUCAAAGCCCGCCAGAAUCAUAUAUCAAUAAUGGGUCCUGGGCUGUCGACCACUUCUCAGCGCUCGGUGCACAAGUCAUGACCAAGUUCUGGGAAGACCACAUCCUGAAUAAUGGGACGAAAGACCUACUGCAGCAAGUCGGAAACUACGGCUGGGAAGACAGUGUCGAAAUUCAGGCCAACGUCUACUGGACACAAAAUCUGUCCAGUAUUUUCGAAGAGCAGCAUAAGUACUCUAUCAACAAGUGGCUUCCGAUUCUUUUCCACCGCAAUGGAAAGUACAAGCAGUCGAACCCUGGCGUCUGGUACGUCACUGACGAACCAGACAAUGGUAACGCACACAUCGCAGACUACAGAGCUACGCUUGCGACGCAGUACCAGGUCUACGAGUCCGCAGUAAAGAAAUGGCUGAACGAGUAUCUUGGACUGCAAUUCUCGGCACAGUUGUCGUACAAUCUCCCGAUGGACAUGCUGGCCAACAUCCCCACAGUCGAUGCACCAGAGACAGAAUCUCUCGACUUCAGCGACUUGAUCGAUGGUUACCGCCAGUAUUCUGGACCUGCAAAUCUCGCCCGUCGCCGCGUUAUUUCGUCCGAGUGUGGCGCUGUACGAGGCGAGGCGUAUGUGGAAACGCUACCUGAAAUUCUCUGGAAGGUCAAACGGUCGUAUGCAGGAUCUAUCAACCAGUUCGUAUUCCAUGGUUUUCCGUAUUCUGGACAUUACGGCAACACUACAUGGCCCACCUGGUCCACCUUCACUUACCAGUACUCUGCUAUGCACGGCCCUCACGAACCCGCAUGGGAUUUCUACAGAGACCAAUUCGACUUCAUCGCGCGCAAUAACUGGGUGUUCCAGACGGGAAUCCCGCGCAUGGACAUUGCCAUCUGGCAGAAGAUGACCGUUUACCCCGGACACAUUGAGGCGCGGACCUAUCAGCCGACCGAUCUCGAGGAGGCCGGCUACUCCUACGAGUACCUCAGCCCAGAUAAUCUCGACCUUCCCGCUGCAAAGGUGGUGGAUGGUAUUCUAGCGCCAGAUGCGCAGGCCUUCAAAGUGCUUGUGCUGCGGCAGAAUGACUCGCUCACUCUCGAUGGUGUGUCCAAGCUCGUUGAGUUCGCGAAUGCCGGACUACCUAUCGUGUUUGCGGGGGGAAAGCCUUCGACAUUGGUGGGUACGGUCGCCCCAACAGUGCAACGCCAGGUACUCCGUGACAUUGACGCGAUCUCGCGACUUCCAAAUGUGCACGUCACCGACUCGUAUCUCGUCGCGUCGACAAUUGCAUCGCUUGAGAUCCAGCCACUGACCAAAGUCUCAACCAACGCAUCAUGGUACACAUAUUGGCGGUACGAUCCUGCAACAGACACCGACUACGUCUUCGUCUACAACGACGCAAUGUACGAGCCGCCAGGCCAGGGCGCCUCCACAGGCACUAUCGAGUUUCAUUCCACCAAGACACCCUACGAAUACAACGCCUGGACCGGCGAAAAGGUGCCCAUACUUACGUACACCACGACGAACACUACGACAACCAUCCCUUUCCGCCUUGCCGGCAACCAGUCCACCAUCGUCGCCUUCGAGUCACCCUCACAUAACGUCCCAGCACACGUGCCUGUGAACCGCUCCGCGCCCGACAUCCUCGGCACUGCCCUCAAAGGCGGAACCGCAAUCCUCAAGACCGCGUGCGCAAGCGCACCCGCCUUCACUCUCAGCAACUGGACCCUCACCGUCGAGCACUGGGACCCGCCCGCCGACUUGUAUAACUACACCUCCGGCGCGCUAAAGCACAACACCACGCACCACCUCCCUAGCCUCGUGUCCUGGCUCGAGAUACCCGGGCUGCAGAAUGUGAGUGGGAGGGGAUACUACAGCACUACCUUCAUCUGGCCCCCCGGCACCUCUGCCUCAAGCUCAGCUGCAGAUACACCAGGAGGGGCGUUCAUUGACUUCGGCCCCGUCUAUCACACCCUCCGCGCCUCCCUUAAUGGACGCGCACUGCCACCACUAGAUGUAACAGCCGCGCGCGCGGAUAUACAAGACUACUUGGUAGAAGGCGUGAAUAGGGUGGAAGCAGUGGUCGCGACGCCACUAGGAAACGUGUUGCGGCCUAUUUGGGACUUGCUGGAGAGUAGUGGCGAGGGGCCCGCGAGUUCCGAUGCAGGACCAGCGCACGGGUUCGUACCGCCGCCGCAGGGGAGGUACGGGUUGGGUUCGGUGAGGGUUGUGCCGUAUGUCGAGGUUGGAGCUGAGUAGCAGAAGCGCGACAGACGGUUGCACUAAUGAUACGCUUUGAGGGGAU
This is a messenger RNA of Paraphaeosphaeria sporulosa, 3292 nucleotides long. RefSeq lists its product as uncharacterized. The transcript is spliced from 4 exons. NCBI's taxonomy places the organism in Eukaryota, Fungi, Ascomycota, Dothideomycetes, Pleosporales, Didymosphaeriaceae. The coding region runs from base 169 to 3246 and encodes 1025 amino acids. The record is from RefSeq and is a predicted model, not a curated record.